AUGUACUGCAACACAAGAAUGCAUAAUUUGUACUUUUUGAGGUAUCAGAGCAAAAACCAAUACCAUUGCAUUAGUAAUAACUGUUACUGCCAUGGAAAUAAGGACACCUGUACAUGCUACAGUAGCACUUUGUCCUCCUGCUUCUGUGAGACUUACAACAAUAGCAUUGCUCUCACUACAGCAGUUAGUUCAGUUACAGACCCUGACUGUGUGCGUCUUAAUGAUAUGUACAUCUGCACUGGUGCUCAGUAUCGCAUGUACUGCAACACACAUAUGCAUGACUUCUCCUACCAGAGAUCUCAGUACAAAUACCAGUACCUGUGUGUGAAUAAUGACUGUGACUGCUUUGGUAAUAGGGACACCUGUACAUGCUCUACUAGCACUUUGUCCUCCUGCUUCUGUAAGACUUAUGGCAAUAUCACUGCUCUCACUAUAGCAGUUAGUCCAGUCUAUGACUGUGCACGUUAUAAUGACCUGUACAUCUGCACUGGUGCUCAGUACCACAUGUAUUGCAACACAAGUGUACAUGAUUUCGAUUAUGAUAGAUACCAUUACUACUGUUUAAAUAAUAACUGUGACUGCUUUGGUAAUAAGGACACCUGUACAUGCUACAGUAGCACUUCAUCCUCCUGCUUCUGUACAAAUUACAGCAGUAGCAUCACUAUUCCUGCAGCAGUUAGUCCAGUUUAUGACUGUGGGCUUUAUAACGACACUUAUAUCUGCACUGGUGCUCAGUACCACAUGUACUGCGACACAAGAAUGCAUAAUUUCUACUACUGGAAAUAUAGAAACCAAAACCAAUAUGAAUAUGAAUGCUGGGGUAAUAACUGUUACUGCUUUGGUAAUAAGGACACCUGUACAUGCUACAGUAGCACUUUGUCCUCCUGCUUCUGUAAUACUUAUGGAAAUAUCACUGCUCUCACUACAGCUAUUAGUCCAGUCUAUGACUGUGGGCUUUAUAAUGACAUAUACAUCUGCACUGGUGCUCAGUACCGCAUCUACUGCGACACAAGAAUGAAUCAUUUCUUCUACUUGAAAUAUAGAAACCAAAACCAAUAUGAAUGCUGGGGUAAUAACUGUGACUGCUUUGGUAAUAAGGACACCUGUACAUGCUACAGUAGCACUUCAUCCUCCUGCUUCUGUACAAAUAACAGCAGUAGCAUCACUAUUCCUGCAGCAGUUAGUCCAGUUUAUGACUGUGGGCUUCAUAACGACACGUACAUCUGCACUGGUGCUCAGUACCGCAUGUUCUGCAAUACAAGAAUGCAUUAUUUCUACUACUGGAUAUAUAGAAACCAAAACCAAUAUGAAUGUUGGGGUAAUAACUGUUACUGCUUUGGUAAUAAGGACACCUGUACAUGCUACAGUAGCACUUUGUCCUCCUGCUUCUGUAAUACUUAUGGAAAUAUCACUGCUCUCACUACAGCUAUUAGUCCAGUCUAUGACUAUCUGAUUAUCGCACUGCCGGAUCAAUGCAGGACCUCAGAAGGAUGUCUUCAAAAUCUUCUUGAGCAGAUCGAGAACAGUGCAGCUCAAGAGCUCCCUGUGACUACUGUGAUGAGCAUUUUGACUGUGGUCUUCAACACUUCAGAGAAGAUUUUAGAGUCAUCAUCAGUAAACCCAGCUGAACUAGCCUCUUAUGGAAACAGUGUGUUAAAAGCCAGCGAGAAACUCAUUUCUACAUUGGUGAAGCAGACAGACACAAGUGACAGUGUCAGUUUUACUUUUGCUGCUGUAGAGAUAGAAGUCUUCAUGGUUGGACCACAGGUCACCUUAGAGAAAAUCCCUCGACUCGACACGACAAAUUCUUCUGUGGACAUCGAUCUCAUUGGGAUCGCCAGGAACAACCAUGAAAGAUCAGCUGCUGUGGCUUUCAUGAGCUACAACACGAUGGAGUAUCUACUGAAGCCAGACUUCUUCAACACAUCAAAAGACAAGGUUAAAACCAUGAUGUCCACUGUGAUCUCAGCUACUCUUCCCAAAACCACCAACACUAAACUCACCAAACCAGUCAACUUCACCCUCAAACACAUCAGAGAGUUUGAUCCCAGCGGUUCUCUGUUCUGUGUGUACUGGAAUAUCAGCGAGUGGAUUGUAGAUGGUUGUUCUGUUUUAAAGACCAACAGCAGCUGCACUGUGUGUUCCUGUGAUCAUCUGUCGACAUUCGCUCUCAUCAUGCAAACCAGCCGUCAGUCAGAGAGCGACUCACUGAUGGAGCUGUUGAAUUUGGUGUGUGUGAUCGUGGGGCUGGUGUUCUUCAGUUUGGCCCUGUUGACCUUUGCCCUUUGUCAGUGGAGUCCUGGAGUGAAUAAUGUGGCUCGAAUCAACAUCUGCAUCAGUCUUCUGUUGGCUCACCUUCUGUUUCUGCUCACACAGCAGUUCCUGAGCCUCAUACGGCGUCAGCAGGUGUUGUGUGCCGUGAUCUCAGGCCUUCUGCACUUCCUCUUUCUCUCCGGCUUUGUGUGGAUGUUCAUUGAAGCUGUGCUGCUCUUCAUCUGUGUGAAGAACCUAUCACAGAUCAGCUCCAAAAAGAGGGAGGUGCUUAGCAGUGGAUUCCUGUGUGUGAUUGGAUAUCUGGUUGCUCUGGUUGUGGUGUGUGUGUCUGUCGGUCUGGCUCCUGAAGGCUACGGCAGCAAAGAAUGCUGGAUUAAAAUGGAUAAAGGUUUUAUCUGGAGUUUUCUGGGUCCUGUUUGCGUCAUACUAGCAUUAAACAUGAUUCUCUUCAUCAAGAUCGUCAUCAGUAUGAUCUCAGCUCUCAAAACUCUCAAUGCUGAAGUUUCACAGAUGAAACAAACCAAGAUUGUGGUGUUUAAAACACUGGCUCAGUGUGUGAUUCUUGGUUGCUCCUGGAUUCUGGGUUUCUUCACAAAUGGCAGUAAGGUGCUGGAGAUCCUCUUCCUGAUCUUGAACUCCCAGCAGGGAACCUUCAUCUUCCUGAUCUACUGUGUCUUCAAUAAUGAGGUCAGGCAACAGUACAGGAAGUGCUUCAGAUGUCUUUGCUGUGUUAAACAACACUGA
Messenger RNA from Sinocyclocheilus rhinocerous, 3018 nucleotides. RefSeq names its product CD97 antigen-like. Bases 1 to 3018 code for a protein of 1005 amino acids. NCBI's taxonomy places the organism in Eukaryota, Metazoa, Chordata, Actinopteri, Cypriniformes, Cyprinidae. The record is from RefSeq and is a predicted model, not a curated record. The transcript is spliced from 13 exons. Gene Ontology annotation, molecular function: G protein-coupled receptor activity. Gene Ontology annotation, biological process: cell surface receptor signaling pathway; adenylate cyclase-activating G protein-coupled receptor signaling pathway. Gene Ontology annotation, cellular component: plasma membrane.